AAUCCGGUUGAUUUUCACGCUUUAAUUGACGUGUUUUUGUUAGACAUUCUCUGAAUGUAGCUCGCAGGAUCUCCCCCGACGUAACUGUAAUCACCUGAUGAGGCUUUGUGCAGUAUUAACUGUGUAAAUGCCGGCUUUACUGCCGAUGCUUGGGAGGAGACUGGUAUCAGGUUUGUAAAACAUGCCACUGCUGAUUUAUUUCGUUAAAUCAAAAGCGUGAACAUUGCUAUUGACUUAAUAAUGAUAUUAUUGCGAAACUGUCACGAGGAACUGUAUUUAGGGUGCAGUCACUUAUGAUAUUCCGAUUUGUUUGGUGACAUACUGCUGGUCUCAGUACUGAAAUCCAGCAGCAGUUGCAGUUUAGCAAGAAUUUUACAACUGUAAUCCGUAUGAAAACUUUGUACACUUUGAAUGAUGAUCCUUAAUGGAGACGUGGGGGUUAAAGUAAGGACUUGCAUGGUGACGUUAUGAAGGAAAUCAUCGUAAGAAAAUUAUUAUAAUCCGCAGAUGGAUGCGGGACAUUUUGAGUAGAUGAGAUGUAAAAAGAAAAAGAUUUUAGGACAGUUUGCAGUGCAGGAGAGAGGGGACGUUUGUGCUUUUUUGCAAAUGUACAAAGUGUGCGGAAUUUAAAUUGAUAGCAAACAUUUUCCUCGGUGUAUAAAGACACGUGACCCUGGUUAAAGUGCGGGGAGACUAAUUUCCUGGAGGCUGCCGCAGUACUGAAAACUGAUAUUGUUGAAUGUUAAAUAUUAUACGGUUUUGGAAUUCCACGGUAAACAAAAUGGAUGAUGUCUUAAUGUUUUUCAGAAAGCCCCAGUUAUUGUUAGGGUGAACGCAAGUCCUAAGACAAACCUGCCGGAAUCAACUGAAGAUUAAUAUCUGCGAGUUCAGCCUAAAAAUAUCCAUUGUAACAAAUAAUGAAUUACUUUGAACAAUAAGGUGGUAUCACACUUGAAGAGCCUUUGCAAUUAUCUAUGGCAGCCAAGUCGUCCCUACUCAAGGUCAUCCUGCUGGGGGAUGGCGGUGUGGGCAAGAGCUCCCUCAUGAACCGCUAUGUCACCAACAAGUUUGAUGCGCACCUCUUCCACACCAUCGGUGUGGAGUUCCUCAAUAAGGAGCUGGAGGUGGACGGCCACCUGGUGACCAUGCAGAUCUGGGACACGGCUGGCCAGGAGCGCUUCCGCAGCCUGAGGACUCCCUUCUACCGCGGCUCGGACUGCUGCCUGCUCACCUUCAGCGUGGAUGACAGCCAGAGCUUCCUGAACCUGGGCAAUUGGAAGAAGGAGUUCAUCUACUACGCCGACGUCAAGGAGCCAGACAACUUCCCCUUUGUGGUCCUGGGGAACAAGCUGGACGUUGCAGAUCGCCAGGUGUCCACUGAGGAUGCCCAGCAAUGGUGUCGGGAAAACGGGAACUUCCCGUACUACGAGACGAGUGCCAAGGACGCCACCAAUGUAGCUGUGGCCUUUGAGGAAGCGGUGCGACGUGUGCUAGCUGUGGAGGAUAGGGGAGACCACCUCAUCCACACAGACACAGUCAAUCUGCACAGGAAGCCUCGCUCUAGCGCCACUUGCUGUUGACUGUGUGCGGCCAACUGAGCACCAAUAAGCAAUGAGCCUGACGUGUGAUCAGAGUUUACCAUUAACAUGCACUGACUGGUACAGCUGGAUGACAUUUCUUACCGCUAAUCAGAAAGUUGUUUAUCAGAUUACUUUGGAGGGCUGUGAAGGGGUGACCCUUCCAAAUAUAAAACACUGAUGGACAUGUGGUUCUGGUGUGUAAUAUUUGAUAUUUCCCCUAACCAUUGUCUUUAAUAUAAUAAACCAAAUAGUAAUGUCACUUUAAUUUCAGAAAAUAUGAAUCAUAUUGCUCGCCUAACAGCAACUUUUUCCUAAUAAUUGCUGAGCAGACAGUAUUUUUGAAGAGUUGUAUUGUAUUAAUCCUGAAUCAGCUGGAGCAUAGUGAACUUCCCUAUGCUGUUACUGUCUGACUCAACAGCAGCACAUUUAAUAAACUAAAGAAUCUAGCCCCGAAAUAAGACGGACAGCUGGCAGUAUGGAAGACUGUGUCCUAAUGGAAUUAUAGUCAUCUUGAGGUGAAUCAUUAUUGAAGGUGCCAAAUUAAAGUUUGUUUGAAAAUGAUUUUUUUUUACUCCUUAGAUAUAUAAUAUUGGAAAACUGCUUCUAAACAUUGUUACUAAUUUAUUGUACAAUAUAAUUAAUGCAGUAAAGUAUGUUUGCAAGCCUGA
This is a messenger RNA of Brienomyrus brachyistius, 2248 nucleotides long. It is a transcript of the gene rab9a, whose product is annotated as RAB9A, member RAS oncogene family. Gene Ontology annotation, molecular function: GTP binding; GTPase activity. Gene Ontology annotation, cellular component: lysosome; late endosome; phagocytic vesicle. The record is from RefSeq and is a predicted model, not a curated record. The transcript is spliced from 3 exons. Bases 975 to 1580 code for a protein of 201 amino acids. NCBI's taxonomy places the organism in Eukaryota, Metazoa, Chordata, Actinopteri, Osteoglossiformes, Mormyridae. Gene Ontology annotation, biological process: retrograde transport, endosome to Golgi; Rab protein signal transduction.